Molecule: messenger RNA, 3822 nt
Organism: Thunnus maccoyii (southern bluefin tuna)
Lineage: Eukaryota; Metazoa; Chordata; Actinopteri; Scombriformes; Scombridae
Product: vomeronasal type-2 receptor 1
Exons: 14
Coding region: 111-2954 (947 amino acids)
Biological process (GO): G protein-coupled receptor signaling pathway
Cellular component (GO): membrane
Molecular function (GO): olfactory receptor activity; G protein-coupled receptor activity
Source: RefSeq, a predicted model, not a curated record
GAGCAGCACAUCUCCCCCGAGAGCAGAUAAGACACCUGUCACACUUUGCUGUCUCCUUUGCUGCCUGCCACAGCGAGAGCUCUCCCGACUCCUUUCUGCAUCCAAAUAGCAUGGAAAUCAGUCGCUUUUUGCUGGGAUUAUGUGCCUUUUUCCACUUUUUCCACACUGUUUCAGCAGAGUCUACAUGCAAGCUGAAGGCCAAGUUCAACCUGAGCGGUUACAAGGAUGUGGAAAAGAAGAAGGUGGUCAUUGGGGGGAUGUUUCCCGUGCACAAGCGCAUCUUGUCCAGUGAUGGCAACACUUCAAGGGUGCCUGUGUCCUCGGGGUGUGAAGGGUUUAACUUCCGUACCUUCCGCUGGACUCAGACCAUGCUGUUCGCCAUCAAUGAAAUUAACAAGAGGGACGACCUGCUGCCCGACACUGACCUGGGCUACGUCAUCUAUGACUCCUGUUUUACCAUCUCCAAGGCCGUGGAGGGCACCCUCACCUACCUGACAGGCCAAGACGAGGCUGUACCCAACUACCGCUGUGGGACUGGGGCACCUCUGGCUGCUCUAGUGGGUGCCGGGGGCUCCGACCUGUCCAUCGCCACUGCCAGGAUACUGGGACUCUAUCACUUCCCGCAGGUCAGCUACUGUUCAUCAUGUUCUGCCCUGGAGAGUAAGUUCCAGUUCCCCACCUUCCUGAGGACCAUCCCCAAUGACAAACAUCAGUCUACAGCUAUGGCCCAGCUGGUGCUGCACUUCGGCUGGACCUGGGUUGGCACCAUAGCUGCUGACGAUGAUUAUGGCAAGUAUGGCAUCAAAGACUUUAAGGAGCAGGUGGAGGAGGCCGGCGUGUGCAUCUCCUUUUCUGAAACACUGCCUAAGGUGAAUUCCCCAGAGAGCAUCCAGCGUAUUGUUGAAACCGUAGUUGCGUCCACGGCCAACAUCAUCGUGGUCUUCUCAUCAGAUGUAGACCUUAGUCCUCUCAUCCUGGAGUUGCUCCACCACAAUGUGACAAACCGCACCUGGAUCGCCAGCGAGGCCUGGGUCACCUCCGCCCUCAUCAACCAGCCUGGGGUGAACUCAGUGCUGGAUGGCACCCUGGGCUUUGGGGUGAAGAGGGCAGACAUCCCUGGUCUUCAGCGCCAUCUGCUGGAGCUGGACCCCUAUGCUGACCCUCUCACUGAGGAAUUCUGGGAGACGUUGUUUAACUGCACAUUGGACUAUGGCAAAGCUCUUCGGCAGGCCAAACAGAAGGCCAAGGAGCUUAACGGGACACUAUCCAGGGCGGCGAGGGGGGUUGCUGAUGGGCUGUGUACAGGAAGUGAGUCUCUGGGGAAGCUCAACAACACGUACUCUGACAUCUCCCAGUUACGAAUAACCUACAGUGUGUACAAAGCCGUGUACGCUGUUGCCCAUGCCUUGCACAACCUGGAGCACUGUGAGCCUGGAAAGGGGCCAUUCAGUGGGAAUAGCUGUGCUGACAUCACCAACUUUGAGCCAUGGCAGCUGAUGUACUACCUGAAGAACGUCCGUUUUAAAGUGCCGAACACGGAUGAGGAGAUCUACUUUACUGAGGGGGAUGUGGAGGGCUUCUAUGACAUCAUUAAUUGGCAUUUCAAUAGUAAUGGGGAAAUAUCAUAUGUCACUGUGGGACACUACAAUGGCUCAGCCGUCCCAGAGGACAGGAUGACCAUAAUGAACGACUCCAUUGUGUGGAACAAUAAGGUGUUGGAGCCUCCUCGGUCAGUGUGCAGUGAGAACUGUCAGCCCGGGACCAGGAAGGGGAUUCGGCAGGGAGAGCCAGUCUGCUGCUUUGACUGUAUCCCAUGUGCCGAUGGAGAAAUCAGCAACACAAUAAACGCCCGUGAAUGUAUCCUGUGCAGCGGGGACUACUGGUCCAAUGAAGCUCACGACACCUGCGUGCCCAAAAUCAUUGAGUUCUUGGCCUUUGGAGAGCCACUAGGGAUCACUCUCAUCGUCAUCUCUGCUUUCGGAGCCCUAGUCACCAUCGCUGUUGGGGUGGUGUUUAUUGUGAAUAUUGGCACUCCUCUGGUGAAAGCCAAUGAUGCUCUGUUGAGUUUCUCAUUGCUCUUCUCGCUGGUGGUGACCUUCCUCUGCUCCAUCGUCUUCCUCGGAGAGCCUCAGAAGUGGAGCUGCAUGACCAGCCAAGUAGCUCUGGCUCUGGGCUUUGCUCUCUGCCUUUCCUCCAUCAUGGGAAAAGCGGCAGUGUUGAUGAUGCGAGCCCAGGCUCUGAAAGCGGCCCGCACCAGAGCCAAAGCGGCUGCCAAAGCUGCAAAGGCUGCAGCUGAGGCGGCUGCCAACAGUGGCAGUCCUGAUGUCAUUGUAACAAACACAAACAACAACAAUGAUGUCACUGUCUCUGCUAACCCUGAAGUUGACACUCUCACCUUUGCCCACCAGAGGGCGAUAGCUGCUGCGGCAACAUUAAUACAGGCUGUAGCAUGUACAGUGUGGCUCAUCAUCCUCCCUCCAUACCCUGUCAAGAACACUUCCGCCCAGAAUAUAAAGAUCAUUCUUGAGUGCGACGAAGGCUCUGUGGUCUUCAUCUGUUGUAUCUUUGCCUACGACAUCCUGUUGGCUCUGCUGGCCUUCAUCUUUGCCUUCAUAGCCCGGAAACUGGAGGACCACUUCAGUGAGGCGAAGAGUAUGACCUUCGGCAUGCUGGUCUUCUUCAUCGUGUGGAUCUCCUUUGUCCCGGCUUACCUCAGCACACGUGGCAAGUUCAUGGUGGCCGUCCAGAUUUUCGCCAUCCUGGCUUCCAGCUUUGGCCUGCUGACCUGCAUCUUCCUGCCCAAGUGCUACGUUCUUUUGGUCAAACCUGAACGCAACACUGAGGAGAUGAUAAGGCCUCACACCAAACCACGUGAUGGGACUUCAACUGGGACCUCAGCUUCACUCAAUACAGCUGCUACUGAGGUCAAUGCUACGGCAGUCAUUGAUGAUUAGUGAAGAAGUGCUAAGAACUAACUGAGUCACAAUAAAUAAAACUGUAAACAAUGCAGCUGGUGAAUUUACCACUGCUUCAUUUGGCAGCUGGUCCAGCUGAUUAGGAUUUAUAUUACAAUCAUCAUGUUUUGUCUAUAAUUCACAGAACAAUAUAUUAUAUACAAAAUAUUGUACAUUUACUCUGAUUGGACUGAAGGUGUAGCUUCACAUGAGUUAGAUGUAGCUAAUUCAAUAAGCAAUAUCCAUGAGGAAACACAACUGCUACCUCAACGAUUACUCAAAAUCACUAAAACGCAUUAAAAAUAUGUUACUUCUGUCAAAUCUAUUGUCCCAAUAUGCAAAAAAUACUUCAAUAAUUAGUCACAGUGCAUGAUGGGUUUCAGUUAUAAGUCAGUAGUGAGUUCAGACACAAAAAAAUCAUGCUGCAUCCUUAGAAGAGUUAUUUAACUUUGACUUUACUUGCUUUACCAUGAUGUCUGUAAGUCAUCUGAUAUUUUAAUAAGUCUCUGAUAUUUUAACAAAUUCAGAUUCUAACUGUCAGAGAUGCUUUUGUUCCCUUAGAUUGUUCACUUUGUUCUGUUGUCAUUUUAUCUAAGAAAUCUAAGUAAAAAAUAUUCACACAUAAAUAAAAUGAAUGUAACUCUAUUGGCAUAAUUCAUAUUAACAAUGUAAUAAAUCUUAUUUUCAGUCAUGAAUAAGUAUUGUUGUUGUCAAUGCAAAAACAUUCUAGAAAUACAUUUUAUUUAAUCAUUUUAAGUAAUUUACUGACUGUCAAAUAUUUGGUAAUAUGCAAGUCAAUAUAUUGUGUUGUAUUACACAAAUCAGAAAUAAUCUUCUCAUAGUUCAGCUGUUUCAGUACAUUGUCUGC